UGACGACUCUUCCAGUUGUCUGUUAUUAGCAGGCACACAGUGCAGACGUGUAGAAAGAGAGAGAAAAAAUUCCUCACUGGUGUGACGAUGGCGCGGAUAGCAGCCUUCCUUUUGCUGAUUUUCGCCGCCCUUUGGGAGUGCAGCAGCGCACAAGAUUGUUACUACGGGAAUGGAGAGAGCUACAGAGGACCGACAUCGCAGACGGUGUCUGGUCUGACGUGCCAGGCGUGGAACGAGCAGUCUCCCCACCCCCACAUCUUCCAGCCCAACCUGUACCCCACCGCCGGGCUGGACGGGAACGCCUGCCGGAACCCGCUCGGCGUGGACACCAAGCCCUGGUGCUACACCACCGACCCGAGCGUCGAGUUCGAGCUGUGUGACGUGGCCGAAUGUGUGUCUGAGUGUUACUACGGGAACGGAGAGGGCUACAGAGGGGACGCCACGGUGACAGAGUCUGGCCUGACGUGCCAGGCGUGGGACCAGCAGACCCCUCACACCCACAUCUUCCGCCCCACCCUGUACCCCGACUCCGGGCUGGAGCAGAACUACUGCCGGAACCCCCUGGGAGUGGACACCAAGCCGUGGUGCUACACCACCGAUCCCGCCACGGAAUUUGAGACCUGCGCCGUGAAUGCCUGUCCGACAACACCCGCUCCUCCAACUACUACCGACCCCAAUGUUCCUGUGGGGUGCCCCUCCUCCUGGUCCACCGGCCCCAACUCGUGCUUCCUGGUGGUGCAGAACUACGUCACGUGGCAGCAGGCGAGUGACGACUGCGUCAGCAAGGGCGGGCAUCUGGCUACCAUCGGCACGUAUGACGAUGAGACAUUCAUCCAGGGACUGACCAACUAUGACUACCAGCCGUACUGGAUUGGUCUUCAUGACACCGGGGCGGAGGGUACCUUUAUUUGGGUGGACGGAACUCCGCUUAGUUACACGAGCUGGAAUUACGGAGAGCCCAAUAACAACGGAGACGAAGACUGUGUGCAGUUGUCAGGAUAUAACUGGAACGAUGCCUACUGCGGGGGGUCUGCCAGAUACAUCUGUGAGAUUGAUACAGCUGGCGGUCCACCGACUUGUGGUGAGGCUCUGACCGACGCCGAAGGGGUAAUCGAGAGUCCCGGGUACCCCAGCCAGUACGGGAACAACGCCGCUUGCGUCUGGACCAUCGAGAACCCCGAUCGGGCUCCCGUCAACAUCUGGUUCGAGGACUUCGACGUCGAGUGCGACUACGACUUCCUACACAUCACCGACGGGGACAAGCAGCACACUUACACGUGUAAGCUGGACGCAGGGCUCGGCUGCAGCAUCACCACCACCGGCUCAUUCGUCAAACUGGAGUUCACCACCGACUCCUCCAUCACCGCUGCGGGAUUCCGUCUCCGAUACGCCAGCGUGUUGAGCGACACCGACCCACCUCCAAUCUACCCUCACCAGCUCUGGGCAGACAGGACGUGUAACGCCACUAUUGAAUUCGCCUCCCAGUUCACGAACGCGUGUCCUGACGGCUGGACCGGCGGCCUGUCGUCCUGUUACCUGUUCCAGCAGGACCUGAAGCCCUGGGCGGUGGCCCGAGUGGACUGUCAGAGGCGGGGCGGAGACCUCGUCAGCGUCAACUCGGACUUGGAGUGGAACUGGAUCCUUGGCCAGACGCUGAGCUCGUACCCGCAGUACUGGAUCGGGCUACACGACACCGCUGGCGAGGGGACGUUCGUCUGGUCCGACAGGAGCCCGGUAACCGUCACCUACUGGAACUAUGGUGAACCGAACGACGCAGGGACCGGGGAGGACUGUACGGAGAUCGGCGGCAGCACGUGGAACGACUCCCCCUGUAGCAACAACAACCGCUACAUCUGUGAAAUCAGACUGGAGUCGGCAAGAAUUGACUGUGACUUUGACACCGACGUCUGCGGGUACACGAACGACAGCACCGCCGACUUCUCCUGGAACAGGCUCCGGGGAUGGACCCCGCAGUCUAACACCGGACCGCUGGCUGAUCACACCACCGGAUCAGGAUAUUACAUGUUGACGCAGUCCGCCCCUUACCCCAACCCCGGGGCGAAGACCAGCUUCAUGAGCCCCACCAUUGACGUGUACACACACGCCUGCCUGCGGUUCGUCUACCACAUCUACGGGCACGACGUGGGGACUCUCAACGUGCACGUGGAGGGACCACGCGGCAAAACCACCAUCUUCAGCUCGACCGGUAACAACACCAACACCUGGAUUAAGGCUGACAUUGAGGUCGAGGCGGGGAGCUUUAGGGUUGUCUUUGAGGCCGAACGCGGCACCAACCCGAAUACUAACAUCGCCAUCGACGAUGUCCAUCUGACAGAGGGCUUUUGCAUCGCCUGUCCUAGCGGCUGGACGACCACGGAGAACUCCUGCUACAAGUUCGUGCAGACCCAGAAGUCGUGGCAGGAGGCCCGGGACGACUGCCGCAGUCAGGGAGCGGGGCUGGUCAGCGUCGACUCCGCCGCUGAACACACUUGGCUCCAGACGCAGGUGGACUAUUACCAGCCGUGGUGGUGGAUCGGGUUGAAUGACCUCCAAUCCGAGACCAGCUUUACCUGGAGUAACGGAAAGCCUCUCACUGUGACCUACUGGAUUGCUGGUGAACCCAAUGAUUCGAGCGGAAACGAGGACUGUGUGGAGAUGCAGGGGAGCUAUCAGCAGGCCUGGAACGACCAGUCCUGCCAAAUGCAGAACUACUACAUCUGUGAGAUCAACAAAGACAGCCCACUUAUCAUCGACACCUCCGAUGGCCCUAUCGAUACCGGGCCGUGUUACAGCGGGAACGGAGAUAAGUACCGAGGCACGGCCAACACCACGGUGUCCGGUAUUGACUGCCAGCCCUGGGGCCUGCAGCGCCCGCACCUGCACGUGUUCGACGCCGAGUCGUACCCGGAGGCCGGGCUGGACGGGAACUACUGCCGGAACCCUGACGGCGCCGCCCAGCCAUGGUGUUACACCAUGGACGCCAACGUGCGCUGGGAGUACUGCGACGUUCAGCAGUGUGAUGGAGGCACGGACGUACAGACGAGCGCUCCAAUCCCAGAUUACCAAAUCCGCCUUGUGGGAGGCGUGUCCUUCGGCCGUGUGGAGGUGUUCUAUAACGGCCAGUGGGGGACCGUGUGCGACGACAACUUCGGUAAGGAGGACGCUGACGUGGUGUGCCGGGAGCUGGGCUUCCCCGCCGCCCUGCAGUUCUACCCCGACGCCUACUUCGAGCCUGGCGAGGGCCCGAUCUGGCUGGACGAGGUGACGUGCAGUGGUAGGGAGAUCUCGCUGCAGUACUGCGCCAACAGCGGGUGGGGCGUGACGAACUGUGGCCACAACGAGGACGUGGGCGUGAGCUGUCUGGAGGCGAAAGAUGGAGAAAAGGAAGCCGUGAAGCCGAAUCGCCUCCCGUCCUUCCUGAAGAAGAUGUUCGGUCAGUAGGCCAGCCGGUGCCGCCGGAUAAGGAAGCCAGCGCCCGGUGAAAUACGACUUGUACUAGUACUAGCUACCAAGAGAACAUCUUGUCUUAAAUCACAACAAACAUCUUUAAUAAAGACGGCCGUUCUACAUACAAAC
This is a messenger RNA of Branchiostoma floridae (Florida lancelet), 3576 nucleotides long. Its product is annotated as macrophage mannose receptor 1-like. The transcript has 25 exons. Lineage: Eukaryota; Metazoa; Chordata; Leptocardii; Amphioxiformes; Branchiostomatidae. Gene Ontology annotation, cellular component: membrane. The record is from RefSeq and is a predicted model, not a curated record. Bases 88 to 3441 code for a protein of 1117 amino acids.